AUGCAAGACCAGAAGAUGAUGGAGUCCAAGGAGAUAUCGACCGGUCCUAUCACCGAGGUCUCCUCGCAGGAUGAGGACAAACUCGGAACCGUGGAGUCCUUCGAAGAAACUGCCAACCGCCAUGGAGACCAAUUUAUGGGAAAAUACCGUCGCUCGUUCCGUUCUCGCCACAUCCAGAUCGUGACCUUAGGCAGUAACAUCGGUUCUGGUCUGUUCAUCUCGACGGGAAAAGCUCUCCGAAAUGCCGGUCCUGGAAACAUGAUUAUUGGGUACACAGUGGUGAUGACCAUGGUCGUUGCAACUCUUCAAUGCUUGACCGAAAUGACUGUGGCCUUUCCUGUCAGUGGAAGUCUUAUCGACUACGCAGACCGUUUCAUCGAUCCCGCCCUGGCCUUUGGAAUUGGAUUCGGCGAGUGGCUAGCCUGGACGACCGUCCUAGCUGCUGAAGGAGCGGCCUUCAAUGUCAUCAUUCAAUACUGGACAGAUGCGGUCCCUGUGGCUGUGUGGAUGACCAUGAUCAUUAUCAUUACCUUUGGUAUUCACGCCUGCCCAAACAGAGUGUUCGCAGAAGUUCAAUACGUCGUUUCCGUCCUGAAAGUCUUCAUCCUACUACUUUUCAUUGCGACGAGUUGUGCCAUGAUCUCUGGUGCUGGUCCAACAGGAAAGGUCCAUGACGGCGAGUACUGGCGUGAUCUUCCGGCGUUUUUGCACGGUGUAAAGGGUACCAGUCUCUGCGCCAUCUACGCGGUGUGGGGAGUAGGUGAGCAGCUUUAUGUUGGGAUCAUGGGUGGGGAGACCAAGAACCCAAGGCAUACGAUGCCACGAGCUGUAAAGAGCGUGGGCGUUCGUGUGUUCUUCUUCUUCUUGCUUAUCGUCAUCUUCAUCACGCUGCUUGUCCCUGAGAAUGACCCUCGCUUGUUGGGUGGAUCCGGCAUAAACGCAUCGCCGCUUGUCAUCGCCCUCAAUGACGCCGGCAUCAAAGGCAUCCCCGAGAUCCUUAAUGCUGCCUUCCUCGUCAUUUCGGCCACCGGCGGCCUGGAGCCCCUUUACAUCGCAUCUCGCGUCAUGCGGCACAUGGCUCUGUCAGGCCAACUGCCCAAGAAGCUGGCACAGGUAGACAACAAGGGUCGUCCGACCUGGGCUCUGUUUGUGACCUCCAUCUUCACCAUUACCUUUACAUACAUCAACUGCAGCUCCACGGGCUCCGUCAUCUUCACCUGGUUUUCCAGCAUUUCCUCGACCAUCUUCAUGAUGGCCUGGAUUGUGUUGGCCUUAUGUAGCUUUCGGUUUCACGCUGCAAUUAAGGCCCAAGGCAGCAAACUUUUGGAAGGAAAGUACGCCUAUCGUGCGGUCCUCUGGCCACUCGGACCUCUCUUCCUGGGCGUGGGCGCGUUUCUGGUCCUGGUUGGCUUAUUCGCGGCGGCCUUGUAUCCUGUCGAUGGCAAAGCACUCGACGCCGAGGCUUUCUUCCAAACAUACCUAGGUGUUCCGGUUGUUGUGGUCGCCAUUAUCGGCUACAAGCUGAUCUUCCGCACCAAGAUUCGGCGUGCCAGUGAGAUCGACCUUGUCACCGGACACCGGCCGUUGACCGAGGAGGAUGAGGCCUUCUUGGACCAGUACUACGCUCAGCCCAUGUGGAAGCGAAUCUGGAGUUAUGUCACGACCAGCGACCGGUAA
Exophiala dermatitidis NIH/UT8656 is the source of this 1677-nucleotide messenger RNA. Its product is annotated as AAT family amino acid transporter. Gene Ontology annotation, molecular function: amino acid transmembrane transporter activity. The transcript is spliced from 5 exons. The record is from RefSeq and is a predicted model, not a curated record. The coding region runs from base 1 to 1677 and encodes 558 amino acids. Gene Ontology annotation, biological process: amino acid transmembrane transport. Gene Ontology annotation, cellular component: membrane. Lineage: Eukaryota; Fungi; Ascomycota; Eurotiomycetes; Chaetothyriales; Herpotrichiellaceae.